This is a messenger RNA of Calypte anna (Anna's hummingbird), 6007 nucleotides long. It is a transcript of the gene REXO1, whose product is annotated as RNA exonuclease 1 homolog. The transcript has 16 exons. Bases 189 to 3902 code for a protein of 1237 amino acids. NCBI's taxonomy places the organism in Eukaryota, Metazoa, Chordata, Aves, Apodiformes, Trochilidae. The record is from RefSeq and is a predicted model, not a curated record. Gene Ontology annotation, cellular component: nucleus. Gene Ontology annotation, molecular function: nucleic acid binding; exonuclease activity.
CAGCGGCUUCGCGGGGUCCUCGCCGCCGGGCCUGGCGUUUCCGAGAUGGCGGCGGGGCCGGUGCCGGGGGUGUGAGGCGGGAGCGUCACCGCCGCCCGCGCUUCCUCCUCCUCCAGCUCCUCCUCUUCUUCCUCUUCUCCUCCGCCCUCUCCGGCCCCGGCCCCGCUCCCCGCCCCGCAGCCAGCGGGAUGCUGAGAUCCACCGGCUAUUUCCGCGGCAUCGAUUGCCCGUUCCUCAGCUCCGGGGGCCCGGGCGGGGCCCCUCCCUGCCGCCGGCCCUACUGCCACUUCCGCCACCCCCCGGUGUUUGCGGCGCGGUGCGGAGCCUCCGGCGGUACCGGCGCGGGGUUCGCGCUCGGUCAUGGCGCAGAGCGAGGCUACGAUCCCUACAACCCAGACCUUCCAAGGCCCUCCCUGGAGGCAGAAGAUGGGGCUCUGGCUGACAUUACAGAUGUGACACCCAGUAUUUUGGAGCUUGAGCUGGUCAACAAGGCCAUUGAGGCAGUAAAAAACGAGGUUGAGAGAGAACAGAAAAAGUAUGAGGAGCUGCUAGAAACCACCAAGGAGGUUGGUGCUUCAGAGGCUUCCUCGCUCGUUGCAAAUCCGCCCGUGUCAGCUGCUGGGACACCAAAUGAUUCCUUUACCUCCUUAGAAUAUAAUCCAGGUAGCUACAACUUUAAUAACAACUCGGACUACAACCCUACUCCUCUUGCUGCUGCUAGCCAGUCAAGUAAAUACACUUUGGAUGCUUCUCAGUCUAAAGGCAGCUCGCUGGAAUACGUUCCCAAGGCUGUAGUACAGAAUAAAAAAUACAGCAGCACUGUCACCAACAAUAAAUAUGUGAUUGAUGACUCGAAGCCUUCUACAGACUUGGAAUAUGACCCACUUUCAAAUUACUCAGCCAGGCUCUUGAGCAAAGGCACAAACAAGGAGCCAAAGGGGUCGAAGAGAGGAAGGGUGUCUGGCUAUGAGGAAUCUUACUCUCCCUCACGAAAGAAGCUCUGCGAGGUACUCGACGACUACGAAGUCUGUGCCAGGUUUUCUUCCUCUGAAGAUGAGGCUGAUACAGAAUACAAGGCAACUUCUGUCAGUUCCCAAUCAAAAGCUGGUUCUGAAAGUGAAUCAAAUGAUGGGUUCCCCAACAAAGAGCAGAGCACCAAACCCGAAGGCUUUGCUUCCCGGGACGGCAAAGAGACGGCAGCGCCGUAUGGCAUGGAGGAGCUUCCAGGCUCACAGAAGAAUCUUGCCAAAAACUUACCAGACAAGAAUGCAAAAGCUGCAACAUUGUUCUCUGGUAAGAAGGACCAGGAAAUUGAAAAUAAAAAUAAAGACUCAAAAGACAGAACAAAAAAGAAGAAAUCAGAUGUUAGUAAAACGCCCGGGCUCGGUGAGGUUGGUAAGAAGGAGAAAAGUAAAAAUACAGAAAAAGACAAAGUGCUCAAGAAAGAGGAAAAAUUAAAAUCCAAGAGCGAGGAAAAAAACUGUAAAGAAAAAAGUGUCAAAGUGAAAACUGAUGGGAAUUUAAAGAAACCUGAAAAACAAAAAUCAGAAAAAGUAGAUGGGCUUAAGAAAGAAAAGUCCAAGUCUGGCAGCAGUAGUUCAGGGAAAAGCAAGAGUGAGGGUGGCAUCAAAGGCUUGAGUAUGGAGAAGCUGGGCAGCAGCAAGAAAGACUCCAAGCUGAAAGCAGCUGACUUGAAAAAUGGGAAGGAGACCUCUGGUCAUAAAAACAAAGAGAAAGGAACCAAAACUCCACCCCGGGAGCGAAAGAAAGAGAAGCUGAGUUCUCCAGGAAAAGGAGAUCCAAGGAAGGGUCGGAAGCAGAGGACUUUGAGUCACGUUGACCUGUUUGGUGAUGAGAGUGGGGAUGAUGAUGAUGACAAAGGACAGCCUGUGCCCUCCACCUUGCUUGAUGUCAGCUCAGACUCGGAUGGCAGUGACUGUGACUCAGCCUCUGAGAGUGAAAAGGAAGGAGCAAAGAAAGUGAAACGCUCUAAAUUGUCAAAGUCACCCUCAUCUUCCUCAACAUCUGAUGACAUUGAUUAUUCCAUCCUGGAGAAAGACUUGGACUUUGAGUCGGAUCCAAUGGAAGAGUGUCUGAGGAUUUUCAAUGAAUCUACAGAUGUGAAAACUGAAGACAAGGGAAGGCUGGGGAAACAGCCAUCCAAAGAGGAAGGAAAUGAAGAAAAGACAGAAGAUAAUUUAACUACUUUGUUUCCUGGCCAAAAAAGAAGGAUCUCUCAUCUUGUCAAACAAGGAAAUGCAGAGGUGCCCAGCAAGCCGCUCGUCCGUCCGUACCGUGCCCCCAGUGCCCAGGAGGUUUGUUACCAGAGGAUCCAGCUGGCUCAGCAGCAGGCAGCACAGCUGGUUGGGGCUGGUCAGAAGUCCUCUCUUUCUUUGCCAGGAGAAAAGAAGAGGAUUGCUCACGUGCCAAAUGCAGCCCUCUCUGCAGCAGCCAAACACAGCCUUAUGAGUGGCAAGACAAGUGUUGGUGGCAGGAGUGUCCCAGGUUCCAGUGACCCUGAUGCACCCAGCCUGUCCCUGAAGGCUUGCACCUUAGCUGGGAUGGCUUCAAAGACCACCAGCACCAUCGUGCCCAAAAGGAUAGCACAUGUGCCCUCCUUACAGAGCACCAGCUUACAGAGGCCUGUUAUUCCCACAGAAUUUGGUGCUAAAGUCCCAACAAACAUUCGUCAAAGAUAUCUCAAUCUCUUCAUUGAUGAGUGCCUGAAGUUCUGCUCCUCCUCCCAGGAAGCAUUUGACAAGGCUCUGUCAGAAGAGAAGGUGGCAUAUGAACGUAGCACCAGUCGUAACAUCUACCUGAACGUGGCAGUGAACACCCUGAAGAAGCUCCGAAGCCUGGUGCCCAGCUCCCCCUCCAGCUCCAACAAAUCAAGUAACAAGAAAGUGGUGUCCCAUGAAGCUGUGCUGGGAGGGAAGCUUGCUGCUAAGACAAGCUUUACUCUGAACCGCUCAGGGAGCUUGAGAGCAGAGGAUUUAACAGGAGCUGCCUUGUACCGGAGACUCAAGGAGUAUCUGAUGACUGAGGAGCAGCUGAAGGAAAAUGGGUACCCAAUGCCUCACCCAGAGAAGCCUGGCCGUGCUGUCCUCUUCACUGCAGAGGAGAAGAAAACUCUUGACUCCUCCUGCAGGAUUUGUCGUCGUUGUGGCACUGAGUACAUGGUCUCAGCCUCUGGAAGCUGCAUCAGGAAGGAGGAAUGUGUGCACCACUGGGGGAGGCUGCGCAAGCAGAGAGUGCCAGGUGGAUGGGAAACUCAUUACAGCUGCUGCUCAGGAGCUGUGGGUUCUCCAGGCUGCCAGGUUGCUAAACAACAUGUCCAUGAUGGGAGAAAGGAGAGCCUUGAUGGCUUUGUGAAGACUUUUGAGAAGUUGCCUACGACUGAGGGCUACCCCGGGAUCUACGCGUUGGACUGUGAAAUGUGCUACACCAAGCAAGGACUGGAGCUGACAAGAGUCACUGUGAUCAACUCUGACCUGAAAGUGGUGUAUGACACCUUUGUCAAACCAGACACCAAGGUGAUCGAUUACAACACCAGGUUCUCAGGUGUGACAGAAGAAGAUCUGCAGAACACCAGCAUCACCCUGCGGGAUGUCCAGGCUGUCCUCCUGAACAUGUUCAGUGCAGACACCAUAUUGAUAGGGCACAGCUUGGAAAGUGACUUAUUUGCACUAAAGCUGAUCCAUGGCACCGUGGUGGACACUGCCAUCGUCUUUCCCCACCGCCUGGGGCUGCCCUACAAACGCGCCCUGCGCACGCUGAUGGCCGACUACCUCAAACGGAUCAUCCAGGACAAUGUGGAAGGACACGACUCCAGUGAGGAUGCCAGAGCCUGCAUGGAGCUCAUGGUCUGGAAGAUCAAAGAAGAUGCUAAAGUGAAACGAUGACUUGAGCUUUCUUCUCUUUCUUCUUCUUCCUCCACCUCUUUGAAGCAGUGCAAUAAAUGCUCAGAGUAACCCUGUCACCUGUAUGCAGCAGAAUGCUCCCCGAGGUGUCCCUGGGACUCAAGGACUGCAGCUCAGCAGCACCAACUCACUGUUUGCAGGGCCCUGGGGCCAGGUAGUGGCUCUCAGAUCCUCUUUCCUCCACCCGAGGGAUAUUCUGUGGUACAGCAAUCGCCUCAUAGGCAUCACAAGGUGGUUUUGAGUAGCACAACCAGAAAGAACUUCUUGGUUCCUAGGAGAAGCUUUAAGAGGUAGGUUGGAUAUGUGCAGAAGGAUCUGUCUGGUUCAGUUAAAGGUAGAUCUUUUCCUUUUUUUUUUUUUUUUUCCUUUUCCCCAAAUGUAACUGAAAUUAUCUCUGUACUCCACACCUGGUAGAUUCCCAAAGUGUUUGGAGAUGGGGGAGGUGGAAGAAAGUCAGGCAGGAGGCUGUAAAGUGAGUGGAUUGUGGAGCUGGUGUGUGAGUGAGAAGUGAGGGGUGGGGAGAGCCAAGGAUCAGAGUGGGAGGGAGGGAGGGAGUCUGGCCCUGAGAGCAAGGAGAUGGGAGCAGGGAGGGCUCUGGCAUCCUGGUUCUGCACUCAGUGGACAAGGGAGAAGAAGCUGACAGUGGGACUGGGACAAACUGGGCAACCUGCAGCCCUCUGGGGAGGACAGGGACAAGAGCCAGUAUUGUGUCACUGUGGUUAGGACAGGCUGUCCAGCUGGGGUGUAGGGAUGAAGGGAUUUGGGGUGCAUCUCAGCCUCUGCUCAGUGGGGGCAAUAGGUAAAAAUGACUCUUUCCAGCUAGUUUCUAUGUUGGGUGUUUUCAGAAGAUGUUGUCAGUGUUGGUCCCUCUCCCCAGGCUGUCAGAGCACAUCUCUGCCACAGCUGCAGGGACAGGGAUAGGAGCAGGAGCAGGGACAAACUGGAUGGCUCUGCUGGUUUCUCUGCCCCAUUUCCCUCCAGGGGAACAGCAGAGCUGCUUGAAGGGGUCCCCGAUAGCUGUGAGCAGCCUCACAUCCCGCCCCAUGGAAUUGCUCCCUGGGGUGGCUACUGUGGGGUCAGAAACUCUGCCCUGGGUUUCUGGGGUUGGCUCAGUCCCUGGUAGCCUCUGAGAGGGGGGGAUGUGCUGGGGAUGUCCCCCCCACUGCUGUGUCAUUGCCUGGGGGGGACCAGGGGUGUCCUGCUUGGUGCUGGGACAUGUGUGAGCCCUGGUGGCUCCCCUGUCCCACCACUGUCCCCAGAGGCAAGGACACAGCUUCCAGGGCCUGACCUCUGCCAGGAACUCCUCCUGAAGCCACCAGAAGCAGGGACAAAAGUCCCCUGGCAGUGCAGAGCCCCCGUGUCCCUCUGGCAGGCAGCAGCUCCCUGCUCCUCACCCCACAGACCCCUGAGCAUCCAACCCUCUGGAGCAUCCAGCUCCCACCUUGUCCCCUCCUCUCCAGCUGCCUGCAGGGAAUUGUGCUGUUCCUGUCCAGGUGGUGGGAGGGAUGGAGAGAAAGCUCAGGGCUUCCCAGGGAAGGCAAAUCUCUCCUGCUUCUGCUUCUUCCCCUUCUUUAUCCCCCUUCAGCUCCUGUUCCUGCAGCCGUGGUCCAGUCCAAAGCCAGCCCUCCCCUCCAGGUGUCCCAACAGCCAUUCCCAGCUCCUUUUCCCUCCUCAGCUGCUUUCCCUGGAAAAGCUGGCACGUUCCUAACAUGGUCCUGGUGUGCUGGAGUCCUGCUGAGGGCCAUGAUCCCCCCACCCAGGCCUGGAGGAGGGCAGAUCAUCACUGCAGGUCCUGUUCCUCCAUCAUUCCCCUUUCCUUGCCCCACACUUCAACUGAGACCCCCCAGGAAUGAGGUUUUUUGGGUGGGCUGUGAGGGGGGGAAGGGAAGGAUGCUGUUGCCCAUCCUGUGGGAUGUUGGUGGGAAGUGGAGCCCUUUUCCCCCCCUCAGAGCAGGUAUUUGAGCUCCUGGGCACCGUUCACCCUGUAAAACAGAGGUUUGUGGUUGGUAGGAGGUUUUUGGGUUGUACAUAACUGUUGUAACCUGUAACUUUUUGUAAUUGUUUUUAAUAAAAGGGUGUUGACUGGA